AUCAAAUGCUGCGGUUUAUCCUAACAUUCACGUCAAGUGUACUUUACAUCGCUGAGACGCGUUUCAUCGCUCCUUGCGCUUUGAAAGCACGCAACACUACAGAGGAAGUUUACACCACAUUGCCGCGGUUUUCGGCAAAAGACCUCCCCACUAGUUGGGACUGGCGAGAUGUCGAUGGCGAAAACAUGGUGACUACUGAUCGUAGUUAUUCCAAUCCAAGAGCGUGCUCCGGCUGCUGGGCCUUCGCCACCGUGCAUGCCCUAUCUGACCGAAUAAAGAUUCAACGAAAUGCCGCGUUCCCCGAGGUCAACUUGUCGCCUCAACCGCUUUUAACAUGUGGUUAUGAAAUCGGGAACGGUUGCCGAGGUGGAGGAGUUAUUGAUGCAAUGCGAUAUAUUAAGGAAAAAGGUAUCACUGAUGAAACGUGUUCCCCUUUCACAGCUAGAGGCCACGACACUGGUGAUAUCUGUCUUGGUUCUACUGUGUGUAGUACUUGUUCUGCUAAUGGUGCAUGCGAAAUACCGAAAAAAUAUGACAUAUUUCACGUAGAUGAAUUUGGCACAGUUUCUGGCGAGGCUGAGAUUCAAUCUGAAAUCAAAGCCCGUGGACCAGUAGUGUGCCACAUGCAUGUUGAUGAGGCUUUCCGCUCGAAUUACCGUGCGGGAGCAAUUUGGACCUUCUCGGCCACGGACGACUCCACUGAGCCCAACCAUGCUGCUGAAAUCGCGGGAUGGGGUGUAGAUGAUGAUGGAACGCCGUACUGGAUCGCCCGUUUCGCGUUUGGUACGAACUGGGGUGAUCAUGGUUGGGCAAAAUUGCAUCGCUCCGCUAACGGUCAUAUCGAAAACGCUGGAUGUGUAUGGGCUACAGUGAA
Messenger RNA from Perkinsus marinus ATCC 50983, 874 nucleotides. RefSeq names its product Cathepsin Z precursor, putative. Gene Ontology annotation, cellular component: lysosome. The record is from RefSeq and is a predicted model, not a curated record. The annotation marks the transcript as partial. The transcript has 7 exons. Gene Ontology annotation, molecular function: cysteine-type endopeptidase activity. NCBI's taxonomy places the organism in Eukaryota, Perkinsozoa, Perkinsida, Perkinsidae.